CAUCAGUAUCCUGAGAUCAGCAUAAUCAGAGUCGAAGAUUAUUGCAAUACAUUUUAGUAUUCAAAUAUUGAGAAAGCAAUUGCUAUAUAUUGACACAGACAUUACAUAUACGAUAAUGAUAUAUGCCAAAGUAACGAUGUGUGAGCCAAAGGAGAAAUCGUGUUCGGAAUUAAUGAUCGAGGAAUUGCCAAAAGCGCGUUUCUGGGAAGCUGUGGACAUCGUCCGCUGGGAAGGCUUCUGGUUCCGAGCUGCAUCUGUCAAACCGGCCAUGACCUUCCGGUCCAGCUUCACCGCCCGAAACGACGACGUUCUGCUCGCCUCCUCCAUGAAAACCGGCACCACCUGGCUCAAGUCCCUCGCCCUCUCCUGCAAUCGCCGCAACGGCGGCGCCGAUGACCCCCUCGCCACCGAGAAUCCACAUUUCCUCGUCCCCACCGUCGAGGUUGAGCAGUUCAUCAAAAAGCCCUGCAAAAUCGACGUCUACGAUGCGUCGGCGCCGCGAUUGCUUCACACGCACCUCCCCUACUCUCUCCUCCCCGAUUCGAUCAAGAGCUCGUCGUCUUCAUCAAAAAUUGUGUACAUUGUUCGGAACCCUAAGGACACCCUAAUCUCCAUGUGGCAUUUCUGGAGCUCCAAUUUGAGACCACUCCCUCUUGAAAAGGCCGUCGAUUCCUUCUGCUCCGGUGUCCAUAUUUUCGGGUCCUUCUUUGACCACGUGGCGGAGUAUUGGAUCGAGAGCCGGAAACGGCCAGAGAAGAUCCUGUUUCUGAAGUACGAGGAGCUGAAGAACAAUCCGAAAGCGGAGGUCAUGAAAAUGGCGGAGUUUAUGGGGAAGGCGUUGGGGAGUGAGGAUGAGGUAGAGAAGAUUCUGUGGAGAUGCAGUUUGGAGAGAUUAAGCAAUCUCGAGGUGAAUAAAACAGGAGAACGAGCUCUCUGGCACUUGUCCAACAGCAGUUUCUUCAGGAAAGGAAAAGUGGGAGAUUGGAAGAACUACUUGACGCCGGAGAUGGUGGAGAAGAUCGAUCAACUGUCACGUGAUAAGCAUGAGACCAUUGGUCUAUUUCUCUAAUUCCUUGCGUUCCCGUACUUUUUUUUUUUUUUUUUACCUAAUAAACCGCCACCACUACCAGAAAGUGCGCACUGGGUAAACCCUCGAUUGAAUUUAAUAUUCUACUAAUUAGGCCCGACAAAGCAAAUCGCACUAGAUGAAUCAUGUGUGACAGAUGGAUCUGAGAUGUCAGGAUUUGAAAAUUUGAACGGUAUUAUAUGAAAAAAAUUAGCUGGUUGUAAAUCAGCCCUGUAACAAACGUCAUAUUUAUAACAUACUAUAUAGUGUUAUGUGUUAUAUAUUUUGAUAAGCAUGAGACCAUCUAUUUCUCUAAUUCCUUGCGU
Messenger RNA from Andrographis paniculata, 1392 nucleotides. Its product is annotated as cytosolic sulfotransferase 5-like. Gene Ontology annotation, biological process: sulfation. The record is from RefSeq and is a predicted model, not a curated record. NCBI's taxonomy places the organism in Eukaryota, Viridiplantae, Streptophyta, Magnoliopsida, Lamiales, Acanthaceae. The transcript has a single exon. Gene Ontology annotation, cellular component: cytoplasm. Gene Ontology annotation, molecular function: sulfotransferase activity. Bases 116 to 1069 code for a protein of 317 amino acids.